This is a messenger RNA of Microcebus murinus (gray mouse lemur), 1845 nucleotides long. NCBI's taxonomy places the organism in Eukaryota, Metazoa, Chordata, Mammalia, Primates, Cheirogaleidae. The record is from RefSeq and is a predicted model, not a curated record.
CCCCCGACUUCCUGUUCUGGCGUCUGAGGGCCGAGAGGACGUUGGUCUGAGGUGGGCGUCCUCAGAUCAGAAGGGAGAGGAAUCGAAGCUGUUUCCAGCUCUCAAGAGAUGAGAACCUGCUGGGAAGAAGGUAACAUCGCGUAUCUGCCUGCAGAGAGCACCUUAUUAACCAGUAUCCCAUCUGAGGAGCUCAUGCAGUGACUCUGCAUUGAGCACCCUCCUCUGCUCACUCCUGACUACUGCCACCAGCCAGACACAACAUGCCUAAGGAUCAGGAAAGUCCACAAUGCAGACAGGAUCAGCCCAUUGAGACCCAGAGUGAGACCCAGGGCCUGGAAAAUGCCCAGGUGUCCAAGGCUGUGGAGGAGACCUCUCCUUCCUCCCCCAAUCCUUUAAUGCCAGACCACCUGAUGGAGGCUCCUGCUGCCAAGAUGCUGAGCACUCCUGAGGGUCCUCAGGGUUUCUGCUCCCCUGCCAGUGCUGUCGCAGCCACCUCAUCAAGCAUACCUGAUGAGAGCUCUAGUAGUGAAGAAGAGGAAAAGAGUCCAAGCACCUCACAAGCUACGGCAGCCCCCGAAAAUAUGCCCACUGAUGCUCUCAAUGAGAAAGUGGCUCUUUUGGUGAAUUUCAUGCUGCUCAAAUAUCAAAUGAAAGAGCCAAUAACAAAGGCAGAGAUGUUGAAGGUUGUCAUGCAAGAUGAUGAAGACCACUUUCCUGAGAUCCUCCUGAGAGCCUCUGACCGCAUGGAAAUAGUCUUCGGCCUUGAUGUGAAGGAAGUAGACCCCAUCAGCUACCGCUAUGGCCUCUUCAUCAAGCUGGGCCUCACCUAUGAUGGGAUGCUGAGUGUUGAAGAGGGUGUGCCCAAGACCGGCCUCCUGAUCCUGAUCCUGGGUGCGAUCUUCAUGAAGGGCAACCGUGCCACUGAAGAGGAAGUCUGGGAAAUGCUGAAUGUGAUGGGGGUAUAUCCCGGGAGGAAGCACUUCAUCUUUGGAGAGCCCAGGGAGUUCUUCACCAAAGAGUUGGUGAAGGAAAACUACCUGGAGUACCGCCAGGUGCCCAACAGUGAUCCUGCACAGUAUGAAUUCCUGUGGGGCCCAAGAGCCCAUGCUGAAACCAGAAAGAUGAAAGUCCUGGAGUUUGUGGCCAAGGUUCAUGGAACUGACCCAAGUUCUUUCCCUUCUCAGUAUGAGGAGGCUCUGCGAGAUGAAGAAGAAAGAGCUCAAGCGAGAAUUUCAGUUAGGGCUGGCUCUACUUCCAUGGCCACUGAGAGCUCCAGUGCCACGUCUGGCAGCUUCUCCCAAACCUAGUGAAGUCAGGGAUAGAUUCCUCAUCCCUUUGAAGAGGGCAGUUAGUGUUCAAGGAAUGUAGGCCCAGGGUGGAGCUGGGCAUACAUCUGUAUGUUCCUAUUCUGUAUGUGUAACUUCACCAUUUCUUCUUGUAUUUUUGAUUACUGUGCUAUGCAAAUAUUAUUUCUUUUAUAGAGCUUUAAUUAUCUUCAAAUUCUUCAUGUCUUAAGUGAUUUUGAUCACACAUCUAAUGCUGUUCAUGAGGUUCAAUAGUAAGAGCUCCUCUUCUCUAAAACACAUUGUAAAACCAUCCAUUUUAUUUUGUGAUCUGGAGUAAGAUAACAUGGCAUUUUUAUAGGCAUUUCCUCUGAAAUAUGGAGGAAUUUGGCUUUAAAAUAGUUGGGAUCAACUGUGAGAGCUAGAACUUAAAAGAUCUAAAAUAUAUUCAGUUCUUGUUUAUUAUCUUUUUAGUCUUUUUUUUCUGUAAAAUUCACUGAUAUUUGCAUCCAUGUGCUUAGCUCGUUCCAUAGUGUAUGAGAAAUAAAUCUUAAUAAAUUUU